This is a messenger RNA of Amoebophrya sp. A120, 1018 nucleotides long. NCBI's taxonomy places the organism in Eukaryota, Dinophyceae, Syndiniales, Amoebophryaceae. The record is from the annotation of a GenBank genome assembly.
GUUAGCCUCGUCGCAACAAAAACUAGUCGCUAAAAUUUUUUUGAAGUACUCAACAGGCUGUUCUGCAACGCAGAAAGUGAAAUAAGUGAUUAUCGCACUCUACUUCAACACAUCAUUGUCAGUGACUCAACCAAAAAUCUUGUUUUUUGCCUUGUCCCUACUUCUCAGUCAGACAGCACCAGUAGCAAAGAAAACGAUUCCACUUUCCAUCAUGGCCUCGUCUUCCUCCUCUAGCAGAGCAAUCCCGGCGCCCAUCGCCCUUCCCCCACCCGCGCAGCCACUACAAGCUGCGAUACCGCUCGGCCCGCCUUCUGGACCGACCGCAAGUAGUUCUUCCUCCCCGACGGCACGAGUAAAAAUUGCAGCGCCAGGGCACGACGUUGCCGCAUCAAAGAGCAGUCCCGCGACGACUUUCAACCCAGAGGAAGAGGAAUUGGUCCUGUUCGAGCUGCCUGAGUUCGCCGAGACGGAAUUUCGCUGUAGCGAUCUGAAGCUCGAAAAGGAAGUUUUGCACCUCGACGGCGGGCGGAUGCAACUUGACGUGCAGGAGCAGGUCGUGCCAACCUCCCUGAUGUGCUUCGUUACCGAGAACUUUGACUUUUCGCAGCGCCCAGACAAACAAUACUCCAACGUUUUGACCAGGUACGGGACCCACAACCUGUGGGCGCGGGCGGAGCAAAGUCAAGUCGCAACCGGCGGACCUCCAGGAGAUGGGGAGCAAGCGAAGACGUCCGCGUCUCUUGUCGAGCAUGAGUUGCAUCCGGGCGGAGUUGGUGGCGCAGCAACUGCACCGGCCUACAAGGCUCCGCCAAAGACAACCUAUCUCGGUACCGUAAACCGAGUGCUGUGUGCUAGAACGAUGCGCUACAAUGCUGAAAAGGAUUUAAAGAAGAUGUUAUUCUGAAGAAAGAGUUUUGGUUUAGAAGGAUAACGACGCUCGUUCGUCAUGAUCUCACAAGCGACAAAAAGAAGGAGUUACAAACGAGAUGUCACUCCUUCUGGUGGGUGUACCUUUUCC